UAGUUUUAUUUUCUCGUCGGUUUUUCUUUGAAAACUUGUUUUAGUGCUUCAGGAUUGAGCUGCAGUGAAUCACGACCAGGUAUCACCGCGAAGAGUCCGGUUGGAGAGGAAGUGAGACCUCGUAACUACACUACCCAUGAUGCACCGCGUCCAAAGGUUCAAAUCAGAAUGUUAACGGCUGGUGAACGAGCUGAGUGUUAAACAGUCGUGAUAACGCCCCUAAGGACCUGGAGAUAUCGGAUUUUUUGCUGUCUGUCGGUGUAGGAGACUGUUAUGUAGCAGUCGAGCCGGUUUGUGUGGAUUUUGUCGGACGGACACUGUAGUUUUUGCGAUGACUCGGCCGGUUUCUGUUAGUUAGCGCCGUCAGGCUAAGCUAACUCGUUGCUAACUCGUGUGAUGAGUUUCAGGUUGUAGUCCUUCACGUUUACUCUUCAGACAUGAAUUAGCCCCGCGUAGUUUUUCACAGUGAUGCUUUAUUAUUAGCAGAGAACAGAGAGUUUUAUAUCAAAGCAUAUCUCCAGGAAGCUAAGCUAAGCUAACCGAGGUGAGGAGACCAUGACCCUGGCUCCCAAAGAACUGUCCAACCUGCUGAGCAUCAUCUCGGAGGAGGCUUGCACCAACACCUUCGAAAGCCUCUCCACCCACUUCCAUCACUACUUCGGCAAAGCGGAGCACUUCCGGGUGGGCUCGGUGCUGGUCAUGCUCCUCCAGCAGCCGGACCUGCUGCCCAGCUCCCCGCAGCGGCUCACCGCCCUCUACCUGCUCUGGGAGAUGUACCGCACCGAGCCGCUGGCCGCCAACCCGUUUGCCGCCGUGUUCGCCCACCUGCUGAACCCCGCACCUGCCGGGGAGGAGCAGGAGAAGGUGCUGUCAGGCUUCCUGCCUCCCAUCACCCAGCCGGAGAAGUUCUUCUUGUCCCAGCUGAUGUUGGCGCCGCCCAGGGAUCUCUUCAAGAAGACGCCCAGACAGGUGUCCUGCAUGGACGUGGGCAACAUGCCGCAGUCUAUAGACAUCAGUGGGCUGCAGCUCGCGUUAGCAGAGCGUCAGUCGGAGCUGCCCACUCAGAGCAAGGCCAGUUUCCCCAGCAUCCUGAACGACCCAGAUCCAGAUUCAUCCAACUCGGGGUUCGACAGCUCGGUGGCCAAUCAGAUCAUCGAGUCUCUGGUCACAGGGCCCCGUCCUCCGCUGGAGAGUCACUUCCGGCCCGAGUUCAUUCGGCCGCCGCCGCCCCUCCACGUGUGCGAGGACGAGCUGGCGUGGCUGAACCCCACGGAGCCGGACCACAGCGUCCAGUGGGACCGUUCCAUGUGCGUGAAGAACAGCACCGGCGUGGAGAUCAAACGCAUCAUGUCCAAGGCCUUCAAGAGCCCGCUGUCCGCCCAGCAGCAGUCACAGCUGCUGGCCGAGCUGGAGAAGGACCCGAAGCUGGUCUAUCACAUCGGCCUGUCCCCGGCCAAGCUCCCCGACCUGGUGGAGAACAACCCGCUGGUGGCCAUCGAGAUGCUGCUGAAGCUGAUGCAGAGCAGCCAGAUCACAGAGUACUUCUCUGUGCUGGUCAACAUGGACAUGUCCCUGCACUCCAUGGAGGUGGUCAACAGGUUGACCACAGCUGUGGACCUGCCCCCAGAGUUCAUCCACCUCUACAUCUCCAACUGUAUCUCCACCUGUGAGCAAAUCAAAGACAAGUACAUGCAGAACCGCCUGGUCCGUCUGGUCUGCGUCUUCCUCCAGUCCCUGAUCCGAAACAAGAUCAUCAACGUCCAGGACCUGUUCAUCGAGGUCCAGGCCUUCUGCAUCGAGUUCAGCCGCAUCCGCGAAGCCGCCGGCCUCUUCCGCCUCCUCAAGACCCUGGACACAGGAGAAAACCCCACAGAGGCCAAACCCGCCAAAUAAUGCUCCACUCAGAGACACUGCACAGGAAGCAGACAUGAACUCCAGCUUCAGCACGAGCGACAGGGACACGGCUGAGAGUCAGUGUUGUAAAUAUGUAGUUAUGAUUUCCUCAGACUUUAAAUCCUCUGUUCACUCUGCUUCACCAACAUCUUCAUCUCUGGGAGGAAAAACAGGAUGGAUCUUCAGCUUUUCAUUUUUUACCUGUCCUCUGUCUUUCCUCUGGAAACUGAAUCUCUCCAGUUCUCUGAUUAAACAGACUGUUUAACUGACUCUCAGCUCGUGUGUCUGUGCUUUCAUCAAUGGUUUUGAUCAGCUCUCUCCUGUCUGCUGUUUAAUCACAGGUGAUUAAAUAUCCAGUGGGCAGGUUCUCUUCUUUAUUCUGUUCUCUUAAAAUCUGUGGCUGCAACAGAACCUCAUUACAACACCUGUUGAAUGAUGGUUGUUUUAAACAGCAGGUGAACUGUAGCAGCUCAUGUCUGAGGCAUCAGGUUAUGAGAGAGACCUCGCUGCAGAUCACUGAGUAAAUAUACAUUUCUAUAAAUGAAUAAAAGCAAAAUAAAUAAUGUUAUUUCUA
Lates calcarifer (barramundi perch) is the source of this 2467-nucleotide messenger RNA. Its product is annotated as CCR4-NOT transcription complex subunit 11. The record is from RefSeq and is a predicted model, not a curated record. Gene Ontology annotation, biological process: mRNA catabolic process; negative regulation of translation. NCBI's taxonomy places the organism in Eukaryota, Metazoa, Chordata, Actinopteri, Centropomidae. Gene Ontology annotation, cellular component: CCR4-NOT complex. The coding region runs from base 556 to 1893 and encodes 445 amino acids. The transcript has 7 exons.